GAAACAGUGGUUUAGUGCAUUGUUUGAACCUCAGCUACGCUCUGUGGCUUAGCACGCUGUAUGAACCUAAUCCCUUUUGGGGGUAUUAUUCAGCAAACACUGCUGAAGCAAACAAUGGCUCAGCGCAUGGGCGAGCGAAGUCUGUGUUUUUCCAAUCUCGCUUUAGGAGAACAUAUUCGCUUGUCAGUCCAAAAUCUACAGCUACAUGAGUUCCAGUAAAAAUGCCACCUCUCGGCCUCCGCUUCAAGAGGAAAACUCCGCCACUCAUCCCGAGGCGAAAAGUCAAACUUGCAAACUUGAAUCUUGUCAAAAAACAGAGGACAAAACACAGGUUGGCGAUUCAGCCUCCAGCGCUGCAAAAUCCGAGGGCCCGAACACCAAAGCAACUGAAUGUGAAUCCUUAGCUUCCGUCUCCAGCCCAAAUCCCGAAGCUGCGGAAACGCAGAAACUCCCGCCUGCCAAAUUGGAGGAGGCUGCCAGCCAAAAGCAAGCCCCGAAGAAGGGAGGCAAAAAACCUGGUCCCCGGAGGAAAGGCCAAGGAAAAACGCCACCCAACCGAAAGGUGACUGAUUAUUACCCGGUUAGAAGAAGCUCCAGAAAGAACAAAAAAGAAUUACAGACGGAGGAGAAGAAACGGAUAGAUGAGUUAAUCAAGAGUGGGAAAGAAGAUGGAAUGAAGAUUGACUUCAUUGAUGGCAAAGGGCGAGGCGUCAUUGCAACCAGGCAUUUUAACAGGGGAGAAUUUGUGGUUGAAUAUCAUGGGGACCUCAUUGAAAUCACGGAUGCGAAGAAACGAGAAGCUGCUUAUGCCCAAGACCCAUCUACUGGCUGUUAUAUGUACUACUUCCAGUAUUUGAGCAAGACUUUCUGCGUCGAUGCUACCAAAGAGACAAACCGCCUGGGACGUCUGAUCAAUCACAGCAAGUGUGGGAAUUGUCAGACAAAACUCCACGACAUCGGUGGCGUUCCCCACCUCAUCCUGGUGGCCUCCCGUGACAUUAAAGCUGGCGAGGAACUGCUGUACGAUUACGGGGAUAGGAGCAAAGCUUCUCUGGAGGCCUAUCCUUGGCUGAAACACUGAGGGAUCUCAUGCGCGAGAGCAAGCGUUGGUUUUCCUUGAAGAGGACUCGUUGGCGGCUCUUAUGGGCGAUUACUUGCAAGAGAUGCUCCUCCGUGGCUAGCUGAAAAGCCAGCAAGAGAUGCUCCUCCGUGGCUAGCUGGAAAGCCAACAGGGGCGACGGAGUGUCUUCACCCAAAUGAACUUAUAUAUGAAAUGCCUGAUUCCUUCUUCUUCUGCAUCAGCUUCACUGGGGUCUCUGCUAUGACUCAUUCUUCCUGUCUGCAUGGGGAUAGUGGAAAGAUUCGAACUUCUGAACUCCAUGGGUUUUUUACAAAGGAAAUGCAUCCCUUGAAACUGGUCUAAGGUGGGCUUACUCAAGAGAGGGUGAACAAUCACAAUCUCCCGUGAAUUUUGUGAAGGGAACCUGGUUUCCACCCCCCUUUUCUUGACCAGGCACCAGCGAUGACAGCAAGAACAUUUAAGGGACAGUGUAUAAUUUUCCUUAGAUUUCUUUGAGUUUGGGAGCUUCAUCCAGGAUUAUCACGUCUGCUUUGGGGGCUGGAGAUGUGCGGUGAUCAGGGCCUGAGAUCCCGGAUGAGAAGAUCAUACUUCUGCUAGAAAGUCAGGAGAUGGACUAGUUCAGGAGAGCCGUGGGAAGGGCAAGGAACGCCACACUUUCGAAGCGACCCACCCAUCGUUUGCAAGCUUUCCGGCAAGGGGAAGAAAAUUGGAAACCGACUUCCGCAUCUGCCCACCCAAGAAUCGCUUGUUCUGUUCUGGGCUCAGCGUCCGCGAGGAACUGCCAGGGUUGGGAGUGGGGCAGGAUUCCCUACAGACCAGGCAUUCUGCCGUUCCAUCCUUUGCCGUUGUGAGCCGUUAAAAAUCGCCAUCGGCGAGUUGAGGGAGGAAGAAGGCGAAUGGAGCACGGGGGGGGAGUGACAAACCCAGAAGCUAAACGGCCUGCGGUUUGCUUUUGCUAGUUCCUGAAUUGGGAGGAGAAGCAAGCUUCGUGUUGACCGUGGUUUUCCCUGUUGGUGCUUUCUGGCACCAAAGAUCACCCAGUUUUACCUUCCCCGCCCCCAUUUUUUGGGGGGGAGGUUGCUGGGUAUUUGUUUAACAAAUGUUGCUUGGCUCUUGAUGGCAAUGUGGCACUGGAAAACCAGUAGAGGAUUUGAGCUGUGCUCUGUUUCUCCCCCCCCCCCUCUGGAAAAGGAAAGAGGAAAAACUGCUUUUAAUUGAAUCUGGGGCUCUGUCUUCAACAGGGACUUUUAGCCACAAAGUGUUUUAGGAUGAAAUCACUUCCCACAUCUGUUGACUUCCCCAGUUUGGCUCUGGAGCAACCUUAACAUUAUUUAACUUGGCCGACGGAACUGCGUUCCCAACGUUGGACUCUCUCCCCCACUCGGGUGUGUAGAAACAGGCGAAGGGGGUCAGAGCUGAUGGAAUCGAUUCCCUCCUGGAAAAAGUGGAUUUGCUAGAGUGUUUUCCUCCCGCUGGCACCAAGCUCUUGCAGCUUUUCCCAACCUGCCUCCUGUCAGUUGUGUUGGGACUACAGCUCCCAGAGUUCCUAGCUCCCACCCCUGGUGGGGGCUAGUUGGGGAGGGCUGCAAUAAAGCACUUUCGGGGAGAGAAUUCCAGGCCGUGAAUGCAUCAGAAUUAGGAGGCAGAAUCCAGGGAAACAUGUUUUCCUAGUUUACUUCUCUGCCUGAGAUUCACAUAUGUCACUGUUUUCCUGUGCCCACUAGAUGUGUGGGGACGACACACCUGGCUGGGAAUCCUGGGAACUGUAGUCCCAGCUGAGCAUCACACUCUUGCAGGCCGAGAGCGCACAACCCCGGACACUGUUUCAAAAGCCUAUGAUAUCCUGAUGCUGGAGCUACAAAAAUUGGGGACCUGGGGUGGUAAUGUAUUUUUUAAAAUUAAUAAAAAAAAGACUAUCUGAAUAAAAUUAUUUCUCUGUAUAAGAAUACAAAUAAAACAACCUAUUUAUUAACAGCGAAUACUUUAUUUUGUAUCUGGGAGUGAUGGAGGUCUUGAUAGCCCUUAAUUGUUAAUUUGAAAACGCAUACAAGUCAGGGUGUGAGGCUAGUUUCACACAUUGUACUAGUGAGUUGUUCUGUUUUUUCAAAUCCUAGUUUAUAUGUGGUGUGAAUCCAGGCAAUUGUGGCUUAGGCACGAGCCCGGUUUGAAUCUACCAAGUCUCUGAACUACAAAAGCAAAACAACUUCCAUAACUAGAUCAUGACAAACCAUAGAUAAGCAAACCAUGGCUUACUACAGUACGUGACCUCAGCCUUCUUGUACACCUUACUGUUCCUGUGCGUUAUUGUUCAUUUGGCUAUGUGUGAAUGUUUAAGUGAUUCUGUCAAUAAACUCGCAAUGCUGAACCAGCCACAUUAGGCUAAUUGAGAAAACUCUAAAUUAGGGUUUGUACUCCGUAAUGUAGCCAGUUCUACUGUUCGGACAAAACCCUUC
Python bivittatus (Burmese python) is the source of this 3534-nucleotide messenger RNA. NCBI's taxonomy places the organism in Eukaryota, Metazoa, Chordata, Lepidosauria, Squamata, Pythonidae. The record is from RefSeq and is a predicted model, not a curated record.